AUGGCUGGGGACAACACAAUCGCCGCGGCAGCUCUAGCUGUUGCGCUCGUCGCGCUCCUCUCUACGGUUGGACAAGUUCUUCAGCAAUAUUUCGGUACAGCAGAUGGCUUCCGGAGAUGUCAAGACUCUGUGGUGGGUCCUUGGGCUAAGCGCACACGACUUAGAUUCCGCUGGAGCGAGUUUCGGUUUGAGACCUUAUUCACCGUGCCGCAUAUCAUGCUUCAGAGAACCGUCUGGGUCUCCUCAGAGAUGCCGGCGUGCCCUUACCCAGACGGCGGUUGGAUCCUUGGCAGGGCAGAACACCAGGCAGGCGCUGAUGAGGUCAACUUGCUGAUAUCCGGCAGAGCAGCUGCUUCACCAGAGCUUGUUACUUGGCUGCGUUUCCUACGUGCCAUCCAAUGGACCCAUAAGAGAAUGCUCUUCAAGCUCAGCAGAGUAACACAAGCGGGAGGUGAGAAGAACGAUCUCAAGCUGGCAGAAUACGAGAAUCGCAAUUUGACAAUGCCCCUGGUCAAGUUUGAGGAACGGUCUUGGGAUUUUAUGCCUCCAGACAUCGUCAAGCCAUAUGCUCGAAUCAAUAUCGGAGAUCUUGGAAUCCUCGCUCGCCGACUUGGCAUGGAAUGGGAUCGCUUUGAACCAUCGGAUGGAAUUCUUCGUGCGCAAGGCAAUGGCUACAAUCUGACCUCUGUACUUGUGAGAUCAGUCGGCACAAUGGUCGAGAUAAAUGAGAUCUUGGGCUCCGGGGCCCAAAAUGCUCCUCUCCCAUGGUUGACUCCAGUCAUUCCAGAGCAUGUUGAGCGUAAGAUGCUCUUGAUUCCGUGUGCGGCUGCUGACAAAAUGGCGUUCGGCAUUCUGCCAGGAGUCAAUUCUGGAUUUCUCCAUCGAGAUUUUGACGUGAGCAGUCUAGACAGGAUACCUGCACUCCUGCGCUAUUUCACCAGAAAUGAACGACUGGUGGCUGCCUUUACAUCUGUUUACUGGCAACAGGCUGGUUGGUGCCCUGGCGUUUCGGAUCUUUUGAGCAUUAUCGCCCCAAUGAUGUACAGACCAGAAUUAGGGAUCCUGGGAGUACCAUCUCCAGACAAUGGGCUCCUGUUUCAUGGAGUCACUGCUGCAAGCGCAGAUGCGUCACGUAUGUCGAGUGUAGUUUGGGUUCAUGAGAAGGUAUCCACUUUGUCAGCGGCCUCAGAUGAAUGGACCAAUGAGAUAGACUUACUGGCCAGAUACUGGGUUGACGGCAGCAGUCGGAGUGUUCGUACUCCGCCUCAAGAGGAGAUAUACCGUGCAUAUCAAACCAGUACAUCACUUCUUUGGGACAUUCCAAAGUUGGCUGGCUCGGAAGAAGUUCCUCGUUCGCCAGUUCCUCGCUCGCCAUCCUACUUUUCCUUAAUUGCUUACCACCUCCGCCAUAUGUUUGAUCAUCAAAACAUUACACCUCUGUAUAACACAGGGCCACAACAGGUCUUACACUACGGACACCCCAAUUACCCUUACCCACAAUCUCUGACCAGCGAGUCUGCCUUGUGGGCCCAAAGGAUGAAAGUCUACUUCCAAAGAUUGCCAGAUUUGGUAAGCAACAUGGAACAAGACGGUCUUGGAAACAAGGAACAGAUUACGAGUGGAUGGGUCCUUAUGAUGUUCAGAGGCAUGUGUUGGAGUAGAUGCCAUGUUUUGAUUUCUGGGAAGACGAUCCCGAUUCAGUAUUGUGGCAGCCAGUUGCCAGUCUAUCUUGGAUGA
Endocarpon pusillum Z07020 is the source of this 1737-nucleotide messenger RNA. RefSeq lists its product as uncharacterized. The record is from RefSeq and is a predicted model, not a curated record. The coding region runs from base 1 to 1737 and encodes 578 amino acids. Lineage: Eukaryota; Fungi; Ascomycota; Eurotiomycetes; Verrucariales; Verrucariaceae. The transcript is spliced from 2 exons.